Nerophis ophidion (straightnose pipefish) is the source of this 4404-nucleotide messenger RNA. Its product is annotated as DNA oxidative demethylase ALKBH2-like. Gene Ontology annotation, biological process: DNA repair. The record is from RefSeq and is a predicted model, not a curated record. The transcript has 4 exons. The coding region runs from base 421 to 1179 and encodes 252 amino acids. Lineage: Eukaryota; Metazoa; Chordata; Actinopteri; Syngnathiformes; Syngnathidae.
CAGCCUGCCCGUCGCCCAGAAGCACACGGCUGGUGAUAGUUAACUAAUAACGUCACAUUAGAAUUGUGUUCGUUUACUAUCAAUAACUUUAAAAGCCAGCAUAAACUUGCUAAAUCAUGUCAGCAAAGUAUAUUGGCGUGUUUAAAUGACGCUCACCGAAUGUUUCGCGUCCUCCUCUUCAUUGUGUUCUUCACAAACCUUCUUUUUGGAGACCGGUGAAAAGAAUGAAUUAAUGGUUUUCUGUCCAAUCAUUUUAUGGAUUCUACGACGAGUGUCCGGUUGUUAAAUGUCCUAUAAACAAUGGAGAGUUCAGCAGACCCUUACACGCCGAAAGGAUUUCGCGCCAACACUGAAGUGACGUCAUGCUAAUAUGCUAAUGAGCGACCUGGGAAAGAAGGUGGCUCCUGGUUGCUUGAUGCAAUGGAAAAGUUUAUGAGUAAACGAUCAUGCAGUACUGAUGAUAGCCAAAUAAACCUCAGAAAAAAAAUUAAAGCAAAUGAGAAACUGGAGCAGAUGGUGAAUGCUGAAGAAGAGGAUGAGUUCUCUGAUCCAGUUCCUUGGCAAAAAAUCGAGUCAGAAAGUCUGGACUGUGACUACGCUUUGCUCUUCAGCAAGGAGGAAGCAGACCAUCUUUUGGUGAAACUGGAGGAGGAGGUGGUGUAUUCAACAGGUGAAGAAGCACAGGUGCAGGUGUUUGGAAAGGUGUACAAUAUACCGAGGAAGCAGGCCACCUAUGGCGAUACAGGACUGACUUACACGUAUUCUGGAGUGACACGUCUAUCCUGCCCAUGGACACCCACACUGGCACAUAUCCGCGAUGCUGUCACAAAAACAACAGGACAUACCUUCAAUUUUGUCCUGGUCAACCGGUACAAAGAUGGGCGGGACCACAUGGGUGAACAUCGUGACGACGAGAAGGAGCUGGAUCCUAGCUGCCCCAUAGCAUCAGUUUCUCUCGGUGCCGCGCGAGAGUUUGUGUUCCGUCACAAGGAUGCACGUGGAAAAGAGAGCUGCCGGCGCAUCGAGCCCGUCAAGCUGGUGUUGGCUCACGGAAGUCUGCUGCUCAUGAACUCACCAACCAACACUUUCUGGUAUCACAGCCUUCCUGUACGAAAAAAGGUCCUCAUGCCUCGUAUCAACCUCACAUUUAGACGCAUACUGCCCACUCGCAGAAAAUGACAGCUGGGAUAGGCAUCGAAUUUGGUACUUUUAUAGGUACCGACCAAAGAAGUACCGGGUACCGAUUUCACCCCCCAAAAAAUCAACCGGUACCAUAUUGCGAUACGGUCAUGUCUGGUCACAAACUAGCACAGAAUAAUUUCCACGCUGACAAAGCAAGAGGAAGGCGCCCAAAAGUACAAUAUGGCUUUACAUCUUAAAAAUGCGAUAGCUUGAUGCUAAUUUACACUGGAUUUACCAUAGACAUGCUAAAGAUUAGCAUCAGCAAUGGCGAUAGACUUGUAAUGGAACGCUACAAUAAAACAGAUGGUGUGUAAUAAAUACAAUACUUAAAGUUUAAACUAAGGUUUUCAAAAUCAACGAAUCAACCAAGCAUGGAAUUGAUCACAAAAUAUUAUUGCAUGAAUCCUGUAUCAACACAGAUUAAUCACCCAGUUUGGUUGAGAUACGACAGAGGUAUUCAAGUUAAGUGUUUUAGGGGCCUAAUUUGCAGAAAGCUAAGGACCAGGCAGCCAGACUUAUUUAAUGUAUAUUCCGGAGAACCAACGUCUUCUUCUUGGGGCGGUAUAGCUCGGUUGGUAGAGUGGCCGUGCCAGCAACUUGAGGGUUCCAGGUUCGAUCCCCGCUUCCGCCAUCCGAGUCGGUGCCGUUGUGUCCUUGGGCGAGACACUUUACCCAUCUGCUCUCAGUGCCACCCACACUGGUUUAAAUGUAACUUAGAUAUUGAGUUUCACUAUGUAAAAGCGCUUUGAGUCACUAGAGAAAAGCGCUAUAUAAAUAUAAUUCACUUCACUUCUACAGUAGACAUCUGAUUUUGGUCUAUAUUUCUUGUGAGUUUCUCAGUUUUUUUAAAACUCGAAAGGCCCCCAAAUGAAUAGCCCAAAUGAUGAAAAAGAGAGGACCUAAAAUGGGACUUAGAGGGACACUAUUAGUAUAACGAAAGAAGUUUAACGAAUGACUAAGUCACAUUACCAAAAAAAUCUGUAACGGCCAAAAAGGAGGACUUAAAAGGGUGCCUUGGGGAAUGCCUCAGUUAUGUAACUGACAAGUUUAGACCGCAGUGUUCUGUGUUUAGUAACAAGGUUAAAAUGUCAGUGUUUACUGUGACCCAAGUUCCUCGAUACAAUAGGAGUACUCUAGUGUUUUUAGAAAUUUGCUGUAAAAACGUGUUUCCCCAGUUUUGCACUGAACUCGGGGGCCGGUAUGAUGUCAUUCCCAUACCGGUUUUGGCCCCCUGGACCACUUGUUGACUAGCCCUAUUAUCAGGUCAAUGCAUACACCAUUGCUAAGAUGAGUGGAGACUCUGACUCGUGUGCUUUGUGACAAAUUUUGUUUCAUAAUACACUCCAAUGGGACUUUGGAUACAACUGUUAACAGGUUUUGAGCAAAUAAAUGAUGUAUAUGGAAUAAAAUGUUUUUUUAAAUGUUCACGUAUGACAUUCAGAUAAUAAAACUGCAUGUAUGCCAAUUUCUUAGGGUAUUUUAAAGUGUGUUUAAACUAUGGAAGCAAGUAAUCUCCUGUGUAUAUGUCAUUACAAUUUAGAAGUGUCAAUUUGAUUUUGAUUAAUGUGAAGUUUAAAAUCUAUGAAGGGUUCAGCAAAAUAAGACUGGCACAUUCGUCUUAAUGGCAAAGAAUACUUCUUGGCUAAGGCAAUACACCAUAGUCAUUACGCUACUGCCAUCUAAAGUCUUGAAGUUGCAACAGCAUGCAAAGUCUGCUAUUUACAGUCAUUCCUUGUUUAUUGCCAUUAAUUAGUUACGGACAUCCAUCCAUUUUCCUACCGCUUGUCCCUUUUGGGGUCGCGGGGGUGCUGGAGCCUAUCUCAGCUGCAUUCGGGCAGAAGGCGAGGUACUCCCUGGGCAAGUCGCCACCUCGUCACAGGGCCAACACAGACAACAUUCACACUCACAUUCACACACUAGGGCCAAUUUAGUGUUGCCAAUCGACUUAUCCCCAGGUGCUUGUUUUUGGCGGUGGGAGGAAGCCGGAGUACCCGAAGGGAAAUUACGCAGUCAUGCAAACCACACAGAAAGACCCCGAGCCCGGGAUUGAACCCAAGGCAACUCAGGACCUUUGUAUUGUGAGGCACAUGCACUAACCCCAUGUUCCACCGUGCUGCCCGGUUCUCUCUCGAUAAAUAAUUUUUCACAAUGUAGAAAUCAAACAUAAAUCAAAUAUUUUCAUCGAGCACAAACACCUGUACUUCCUGCUAAAUAGACACGAAAAACACUUCAUCGUGCUCUUAUUGGAUUGCUUUUACCUUGUGGCCUAUUCUUUUGUAAUAUUGAUAUUUUUACUUUAUUUAGUCAUUUUUAAUGUUUAUAAAUAAAACAUUUUUUAAAUACGCUUUCAGAAAAUAAAAAAAGUCCAAAUAAAAUUUGCCAUGUGGUGAGGCCGCUGUAAUACAGUACAUGCAAAUGAGACAGCACAGCUCGGUGUUAAAUGCUGAAUAAAAAAAUAUCUUUUUUAUUGAACAUUUAUUAACACAUUUGAACAAACAAAAUUACUGAAAAUUGGUUCCGUAUCGAUUCAAAUAUGAAAGGUACCCGUCCCUAGACAGAUGACGCCAUUCCUCUCAAUUUCGUCUGUUUGCCAAAAAUUAUUUAUAAAACCUCCAUCCAUUUCCUACCACUUGUCCCUCUCUGGGUCGCGGGGGGUGCUGGAGCCUAUUCCAGCGGCAUUGACUUUUUUCAUAUCAGAAACUGGUCACUUUAGAGAUUGCAACACAAAACAUGACCACAUGAAUAUACUGUAUCAAAGUGCAAACAUUAACAGGCUUUUGCGCCGCCGCCUUUCCUUUCAGCUGGUUUUGGUAAGAGGGAAAUGGCAGUUACUACCUCUCGUGACGUAAUCGUGACACCAAGCGAGCCAUUCAAUUUCCAUGUUGGCAUGAAAGAAAAUUGCCACUUUUUCAUUAGCACGUAGGCUUUCAUAGGUUUAUAGAAACCUGACAAAAUGGUAGCUACAAUAUGCACACCUUGAAAGUAAUCCUGUAUUGUAAUAUUUAGAGAGGUGAUAAGCUGUAUUAUGCAUCAUUUCUAAAAUAUGUCUACAUAGAUUGCUGUAAAUAAAUUGGUGCCAUCUCCCUGGCGAUGUCAAGAGUAAAUGCAUCACACAUGGACAACCUACUGAAGGCAUGUUAUUCAGGAACUUUGUCCUAAAACUCCUACUAGGGCACAUUCUUUGGGAUUGUUCUGGAUUAGAGCAGCAACCUAUGCUAUGAU